AUGGCUGAAGAAAAUAAUACCUUUAACACUGAGUUUAUUCUUGAAGGAUUUACAGAUCACCCAGACAUGAAACCACUUCUGUUUGUGGUAUUCUUCAUCAUUUAUCUGGUCACCAUGGUGGGGAAUCUUGGCCUUGUGGCAUUGAUUUGUACGGAACGCCGUCUUCACACACCAAUGUACAUCUUUCUGGGCAACCUUGCUGUUAUAGAUUCCUGCUGUUCCUGCGCCAUUACUCCAAAAAUGUUAGUGAACUUCUUUUCUGAGAACAGAAUGGUUUCCCUCUACGAAUGCAUGGCACAAUUUUAUUUCCUUUGUACAGUUGAAACUGCAGACUGCUUCCUCCUUGCUGCAAUGGCCUAUGAUCGUUAUGUAGCCAUAUGUAACCCACUGCAGUAUCACACCAUGAUGUCAAAGAAACUCUGUGUUCAGCUAACCACAGGGGCCUAUAUAGCUGGAAACUUGCAUUCCAUGAUUCAUGUAGGGCUUUUAUUUAAGUUAACUUUCUGUGGAUCUAAUCAUAUCAACCACUUUUAUUGUGAUAUUCUUCCCUUAUACAGACUCUCCUGUGUCGAACCUUUUCUCAAUGAAUUAGUAUUGUUUGUAUUUUCUGGUUCAAUUCAAGUCUUUACCAUAGGUAGUGUAUUAAUAUCAUAUCUCUACAUUCUUUUUACCAUUUCCAAAAUGAAAUCCAAGGAGGGAAGGAUCAAAGCCUUUUCUACCUGUGCAUCCCACUUUUUGUCAGUUUCCUUAUUCUAUGGAUCUCUUUUCUUCAUGUAUAUUAGACCAAAUUUGCUUGAAGAAGGAGACCAAGAUAUACCAGCUGCUAUUUUAUUUACAAUAGUAGUUCCAUUACUAAAUCCUUUCAUUUACAGUCUGAGAAAUAAGGAAGUAAUAAAUGUGUUGAAAAAAAUUCUAAUGAAAAAAGCAUCUCAAGAAAGUUUUAAACAAAGGACAUCUGUGGCUUAA
Sorex araneus (European shrew) is the source of this 966-nucleotide messenger RNA. RefSeq names its product olfactory receptor 5K1. Gene Ontology annotation, biological process: sensory perception of smell; G protein-coupled receptor signaling pathway. Gene Ontology annotation, molecular function: odorant binding; olfactory receptor activity; G protein-coupled receptor activity. The transcript has a single exon. Gene Ontology annotation, cellular component: membrane. Lineage: Eukaryota; Metazoa; Chordata; Mammalia; Eulipotyphla; Soricidae. The coding region runs from base 1 to 966 and encodes 321 amino acids. The record is from RefSeq and is a predicted model, not a curated record.